Messenger RNA from Thlaspi arvense, 2067 nucleotides. The record is from the annotation of a GenBank genome assembly. Lineage: Eukaryota; Viridiplantae; Streptophyta; Magnoliopsida; Brassicales; Brassicaceae.
AAUCAUAUGAUUGUUUUGUCAACUCGGUUAUUGAUCGGUAAGAAAGAUGAGGAGCGUAGUGCUUGUUGCUUUGGCCGCUGCGAUAGGGAAUAUGUUGCAGGGCUGGGACAAUGCCACCAUUGCAGCAUCGUCAUGUUUUGGUCUCCCAAUGUCUACGUCCUCCUUUUCGCUAGGCUUCUUGAUGGUUUUGGAAUCGGUUUAGCUGUGACACUCGUCCCCAUUUACAUCUCGGAGACCGCACCUUCCGAGAUCAGAGGAUUACUCAACACUUUCCCUCAGUUUUGUGGAUCCGGCGGGAUGUUUCUGUCGUAUUGUCUUGUGUUUGGGAUGUCACUUCAAGAAUCUCCGAGCUGGAGGCUGAUGCUUGGAGUUUUGUCAAUCCCUUCCAUGUUCUCCUUUGCACUUGCGGCUUUCUUCUUGCCUGAAUCUCCGAGGUGGCUUGUAAGCAAAGGACGGAUGGAUGAAGCUAGGCAGGUUCUGCAGAGACUCCGUGAAAGAGAAGAUGUUUCAGGAGAGCUUGCUCUGCUUGUGGAAGGGCUCGGGGUGGGAAAAGACACGUCGAUAGAAGAAUAUGUGAUUGGACCGGACAACGAGGAAUGCGAGGGCGGACAUGAACUGCCGAGGAAAGAUCAGAUAAAGCUAUACGGCCCAGAGGAUGGACAGUCUUGGAUGGCUAAGCCAGUGAAAGGACACAGCUCUCUGGCACUGGCCUCCCGACAAGGAAGCAUGAUGUUACAGCGUGGCGCAUCCCUGGUCGACCCAGUUGUCACUCUCUUUGGUAGCAUUCAUGAGAAAAUCCCUGCAGAGAACAUGAACUCAUCAUCUCGGAGCAUGAUCUUCCCCAACAUGGGAAGUAUACUGGGAAUGGUGGGAAGGCAGGAGUCGGCUCAGUGGGAUCCAGAGAGGAACAACGAAGACAGCUCUGACCAAGAUGAAAGCUUGAACAGUCCUCUGCUUUCUCCGCAGACCACUGAGCCGGAUGAAAGCAACCAGAGGACCGUUGGUACCAUGCACAGGAGACAGAGCAGCCUUUUCAUGGCGAACGUGGGUGAGACGGCGACAGCUACAAGCAUAGGCGGUGGAUGGCAGUUGGCGUGGAAGUAUAACGACAAGGUUGGUGCGGAUGGUAAGAGGGUCAAUGGAGGAUUGCAGAGAAUGUAUAUUCACGAGGAGAAUGCCAACAACAACAACAACGCCCACAACACUGGCUUCUCGCGACGUGGAUCGCUUCUCUCCUUCCACACAGAAGCUGAUUGUCCUGAUCAGCAUAACGGAUACAUUCAGGCUGCUGCACUUGUGAGCCAAGCUUCGAUGAUUCCUGGAAUCAAAGGCGAGACUGCAAUGCUGCCAAAGGAGAUCAAGGCUGGUCCUGGCUGGAGGGAGCUCAAGGAACCUGGUGUGCAGAGAGCGUUGAUAGUUGGAGUUGGGCUUCAGAUACUGCAACAGUUUGCAGGAAUCAAUGGAGUCAUGUAUUACACACCUCAAAUAUUGGAAGAAACAGGUGUGUCGAGUCUUUUGAAAAACCUUGGAAUAAGUGCAGAGUCUGCUUCGCUCCUCAUAAGCGCUUUAACCACACUCGUGAUGCUUCCUUGCAUUCUUGUUUCCAUGAGGUCUCUGAUGCUUUCCACAAUCCCCAUUCUAAUACUGUCGCUAGUAACGCUGGUGAUAGGGAGCUUGGUGAAGCUUGGAGGCACAGCAAACGCAUUGAUAUCGACAAUAAGUGUUAUGGUGUACCUAUGCUGUUUCGUCAUGGGUUUUGGAGCAAUCCCGAACAUCCUCUGCUCAGAGAUUUUCCCUACAUCUGUGCGCGGUCUCUGCAUCACCAUCUGUGCCCUCACCUUCUGGAUCUGUGACAUCAUCGUCACUUACACUCUUCCCGUCAUGCUCAAAUCUCUAGGCCUCGCGGGAGUAUUUGGCAUUUAUGCAUGUGUCUGCGCUGUUGCUUGGGUCUUCGUGUACCUCAAGGUACCAGAGACAAAGGGAAUGCCCCUUGAAGUUAUCUCCGAGUUCUUCUCUGUCGGUGCAAAACAUCAAGACGCUGCAGCUUCGUUUCUCUCUGAUGGCUGA